This is a messenger RNA of Pistacia vera, 1198 nucleotides long. Its product is annotated as RNA-binding protein 48. The record is from RefSeq and is a predicted model, not a curated record. Lineage: Eukaryota; Viridiplantae; Streptophyta; Magnoliopsida; Sapindales; Anacardiaceae. Gene Ontology annotation, cellular component: nucleoplasm. Gene Ontology annotation, molecular function: RNA binding. The transcript is spliced from 8 exons. The coding region runs from base 119 to 871 and encodes 250 amino acids.
UUCCGAAGGUGUAUCGUUCUUCACUGCGAUUUCACUAAACCUUGUAUCUCUCCAGAAGAAAUCCCGAUUAAGUUAAAUUGUUGAACGUACACAGACCCCUAGGGUUGAGGAGCAAACCAUGCGUCGAUACAAAGACGAGCCUCCUGCUGUGCGCGUAUAUACAGUCUGCGACGAAUCUAGAUAUUUGAUUGUGAGAAACGUUCCAGCAUUAGGAUGUGGCGAUGAUUUGAUGAAAUUGUUUGCUACUUAUGGAGACAUUAAUGAAUGUAAGCCGAUGGAUGCAGAGGACUGUGAGGCAUUUACUGACGUUUACUUUAUCAAAUUUCAACGGUUUAGCAAUGCCAGAUUUGCGAAAAGAAAACUGGACAAAUUUGUUUUUCUUGGAAAUAGACUGGAGGUUUCAUAUGCUCCUCAUUUUGAGAGUGUGGAUGAUACUAAGGACAAGUUAGAAAGCAGGAGAAAGGAAGUUCUAGCUAGAUUGAACCCUGGAAGAUCCAAAGCGCCAACGGUUCAUAAUUCUGGCAGUUUAAGUGAUUCAUUGUUGGUUGAAGCUCCUUCUCAAUUUAACUUAAAUUCCCAAAAAAUAACAUCUAAACAAAUGGACUUUAGAGAAUUACACCGUGUUUGUCAAGUGAAUGAUUCUCCUAUCACUUUCUGUGGGGACUCUAGUAAAUCACAACAUAUUUAUCAAGUUAAUGAUUCAUCAGUCACAAGAGUUUCCUCUGAUAAGGAUUAUUUUUCAUCCCAAUCAAUGAAUCAGACAGUUCGUUUUGUCAGGGAGAAGUUGAAUAAGAUUGAAUCAAGUACGGAGCAUCUACAAGCUGAACCUGCAUCUAAGAAAAUGAGAGUAGACAAUAGGAGGAGGAUCUGAAAAUUCUUUGGGUGGAGAGAACCAAUCGGAUUUUUCAGUGUUCUUCCUGCCACCAUUAUUAUGUUGCUUCUGCAACCUCAAUGGAUUAAGUAUAUACAUUAUAUGGCGGCACCUGUAAAGUAUGCAUUAGUUCUUGAUUCUUUACAUAACAGAUUUUUUUUCAUUUGAUUUGAUUUUUUUCUAUUUCGGUAUCAAAUGUAAUGCACAUUCUGUAUAUUGUUGAAAUAUUGCUCAGUAAUGUGCUUUUGUUUUUUUUCUUGUAAUAUAUAUACAGAAAGAACUUGUAAGUUUUUCAUUAGUAUUUUGUUAAUCAAGUAUCAUUAUUUA